CCACAUUGAUUAGUAAACAAUAAAAUUAAAACACAUAAAAUGCCCUAAAAAUUAAAAACCUAUUAAAAUUAUUUAGUUAUUUUAAAAAUUUUACUACUGUUUGUCGAUAGACAGUAAUGAAUCUCGCGAGUAUUUCUGAUAUAUCUUCUCCACUUCAACGAGUGUUCUGUGUGAUCAUAAGUCGUCAACUAUCUCUCUCCGACUUCUUCCCACAAUGCAAAAGGAAUGAUGCACAAAUCGACAAAUGUAUCCUGGAUGCGGUAGAGGCGAUGAGGCCUAGACUCAAGACAGGCAUACCUGAAGUGAACAUACCUCCGCUAGACCCAUUUACGGUCCCAACAUUGAAAUUGGACAGGACAGCACCCAACUUAAGAAUAAAGGCGACGAUCAGGUAUACCAAAGCGUACGGAGGAUCUGACUUCAAAAUUGAAAAGCUGAGGGUGAAUUUAAAUAAAAAAUACGUUGGAGAAAUUAAACUGGUCCUUCCAAAACUGAUGGUGACGGCCGACUACGACGUCAAGGGAUCGAGACUGCUCACUCUUGACUUUAACGGCAAAGGAAAGUUUAAAGGAGAGUUUACUGGCAUCACUGUUGUCGCUAAAGGAAAUGCCAAACCAGUUCUCAAGGAUGGAGUGGAGUAUCUUCAAGCUGACAAAAUUGUUACCAGAGUUAGAUUGGACAAUGCACAAAUUGCUUUUGAUGACACUGAAAGACCUCUUGCUGCUGCAUCUGCGGCCACAUUCUUCAAUUCAAGCCCUGGGGUAGUGCUGGACCUUCUGACACCAAUUAUUGAGGAGACGAGCGCAACUGUCAUCAAAUCAUUCGUUAACAAGAUCCUCGGAAGUAUUCCUCUCAGUGAAAUAUUGACAGAUGAAGCGCCAGCUAUCAAGUUCAUUACUAUCGCAGAGAUAGCGAAAAUGAUGUUUACGAAUAUUGUGUUUGUUAUUAUUGCUAUAACGUUUGUAAAAGGAUUGCCCAGCAAUGACACGUCUUAUGAUGAUAGCGGUAGUGAAAAACUGCCAGCAGGAUGCCACUACAGUGAUCCAAAGGUGGCCGAGUGUAUCCAGCGCGUGGUAGAACAGGCGAGGCAUAUUCUGGCGCAUGGGGUUCCAAGUCUCAACAUACAACGUUUGGAACCCCUUAAAAUACCAAGCCUCAGACUUCGACAACACAAUAUGCCCGCCAACGGCUUCAAAUACGAUGCCUGGCUGUCUGAAGUUACCUUAAGGGGACUUACCAAUUACAGUUUUAAUAAUUUGGAUGUGUACCCAGAAGAUUUAAAGGUGACUGCCAACAUCAGUCUACCUUUGUUGCUAAUGAGCGGGGAGUACAUGAUUAUAGGAGAGUUCCAGAUGCUUCCAGUUGAGUCAAUAGGAAAAAUGACCUCGAACUUCUCGAAAUGUACAGCGUCGCUGGAGGUGCUUGGAGCUCGUCUUCACAAAAGAAUGGUGAUACGUGACUCGACAGUACGGCUUAUUUGUAACGGACCAAUUGAGGCCAAUUUGGUGGAAGCGCAUUCGACUACCGGUGAAAUGGAGAUGAUCACCAACCACAUAGUGAGCAUGCACUCGGCAGAUCUUGCGCAAGAGAUAAAGCCGGCUGUAGAGACAGCCCUCGCCAUGGUGUUGGAGGAUAUUGCCAAUAAGUUCCUCAAAGCUAUGUGGAGGUUCUUGUGUUUAAUUGCCGUAGUCAGUGGCGUUUAUGCCGGACUUGAAAAGAGUUUUAUAAAUUUCGGUGGAUUCAUUUGUCCGCGAGAAGAGAAGGCGCUGGGGAAGUGUCUCCGGGAUGCAUUGAAUGCGUACAUUCCACAGCUGGCCACAGGAUUACCACAAUACGGCAUUCCAUCAUGCGAGCCUCUGGUAGUCCCAUCGAUUUCGAUCCAGCAGUCUACCGGACCAAUCUCAGUGACGUCAUCAUACUCCGACGUCACUGUAAGAGGACCCUCUACUAUGCGAGUGAAGGAAGUGGAAGUCGAUUCAGCACAACGACGGGUUGUUGCCAAGCUGCAGAUUCCUGAACUGAGGAUGAAAGGACACUACACGCUCUCAGGACAACUCCUAAUGCUUCCAAUUGAGGGAGAGGGACAAUUCACAGCCAAAUACGGUGACAUUGAUGCCAAAGUGACCAUAAUUUUGGGAAGGAAGAAUCGAGCUAACGAUGUUGAUGCUCUCUCCUGUGAAAGUCUAGACGUGUCAUUCCACGUGGGAUACGCUUCCAUGCAACUUGAGAAUCUGUUUGGAGGAGACAGUGAUUUAGGUAAAGCUAUGAACACAUUUUUGAACGAGAAUUGGCACAAGCUCUCGGAAGAACUGCAAGUACCUAUGGAGGAAGCACUUCGCGACUUCUUGAAGCCAUUAGCUGACCACGCCUUUGCCACAUUAAAUGCUGACGACAUCCUAUCAUCAUAACAUCUUAAACUAAAUUAAUAGUUAAAGUUAUUUAUUAAUUUUAUUUAUUCAAUGUGUGUAUGGAAUGAGAGUAUUUAUUUCGCCUGUUAUUGUUGUACCUAAUAAUAUUAAGAACGUGAUAUUAAAAUAUUGUUUUCUCUGA
Molecule: messenger RNA, 2550 nt
Organism: Manduca sexta (tobacco hornworm)
Lineage: Eukaryota; Metazoa; Arthropoda; Insecta; Lepidoptera; Sphingidae
Exons: 16
Coding region: 117-2408 (763 amino acids)
Source: RefSeq, a predicted model, not a curated record